AUGGCUCGAAGUAUCUACAAUCAGGCACCACUGGAAACUCGCUAUCGAACAGCAACAGGUCCCCGAACCACCCCAUUGACCGACCCACAAGGUGCUCGCCUUCCAAGACCAAUCAUUAUUGGGUUUGUGAACGUUCUCUCGAGAGAUGCAGACUCUGUCAUCUUUCAGCCUAGUUGUCGAUACUGGGUCAGAGAUGAAGCUGACGCGCCAGAUGCUUGGUGGCGGGAAGAUCCAGCGGCUUUCGCUUGCUUUAAAACUUCUUUUGCUUAUGAAAUGAUUGGUGAAGAGCAUCCAAGAAUAGUCCCGGUAGUAGGUCAAGAUGCUUGGACAGGACUUCCCUUACUUCGAAAACCGUCAUAUGGCUCGCUUGGUGAUUUCUUUGAGGAAUACGAGUCCAAACUUUACACUGUCGGGACUGAAGCUACAUUGCCUGACUCUCGCAUCAAGCCGGAGUUUCUACCUCUAGCCUACCAGUGGAGCUUGCAGUUGCUAUCAGCCCUCGUGUUGAUACACUCUCAUGAUAUAGCUUAUGGAGAAAUCGAUCAUUCAAGCUGCUGGAUAUCCGCGGAGUCCCUGGAUAUUUCGCUUGCAGGCUUUGUAGGUUCAGACUUCCAUGAUCCAGCAACAGGUUGGUACUGCCCUGGUGGGUUAUAUAACUCCUAUGAGUUUUCACCAGAGUCACUCCCACUAUCGCGGAGGGUGAGUGUGCCAACAAUUGCGACCGAUAUGUUCAUAUUUGGUAGACUGAUAUACUGUAUCAUGACAUCUCAUAUGCCAGGCGAUGGAAUGGGUCGAGAUCCCGGAGAGACUGAACGCUUGAUGGAAAAUGAAGACUGGAUACCUGAUCUUGAGGAUGAGUUUUUGGGGAACAUUCUUCAUAAGUGUUGGCGGUUCGAAUAUGGUACUGUUGAAGAACUACAAGGCGAGGUUCAAGAUCUCAUUGAGUCUUACGGAUGGUCAAUCAAAGGCGACAAACUCGAGGGCUUGGAUAUGGACUACAUCAAACCCCUACUUCAAGACAGUGCUGCCAGUAGUAAGCAGUGA
This is a messenger RNA of Fusarium pseudograminearum CS3096, 1044 nucleotides long. RefSeq lists its product as uncharacterized. The record is from RefSeq and is a predicted model, not a curated record. The transcript has 2 exons. Lineage: Eukaryota; Fungi; Ascomycota; Sordariomycetes; Hypocreales; Nectriaceae. The coding region runs from base 1 to 1044 and encodes 347 amino acids.